AUGGACACAACUCAGAAGAAGGCAAGGAGUUCAUCGAGUGUGGCAUGCUCCCUGCACACUCUGCAGCUUCAUCUGACUCUGCAUCAACAACCCAGCACGGCCGGCAAGGACAGGGACACGCUGGAGCAGGAGCCCAGGAUGGACACGGAGAUGCUGCGAGGGCUGAAGCAGCUCUCCUGCAAGGAAAGCCAGGAAAGCCUGAGACAGCUGGGCUUCCUCAGCCUGGUCAAGAGACUUGGGCUUAGGCUUGACCCAACUGUGGCCUUCCAAAUUUGCUUCGCUUUGGAUUUCUUUCUUUCUCUGUUUCGUUCCAUGGUGCACGGCAGCUCCUCCGUUGGGUUCACGGAGGCCACGGACGAACGGCUGCGCGUGGCGGCGGCUCAGCAGCAGCAGCAGCAGCAGCAGCAGCGCCUCUCUCGAUCGCUUUUCCACUCGACUUCCCGCCCCCUCUCCAUCCCCUUCUCCCUUUCACAGUCCCUCUACUCCCGUUCCAUCCCGUCCGUCUCUCCCAGCCCGGCUCAUGCCGCGCCUGUGGACGAGCCGGCCCCCUGCCCGUCCCUACCAGGCCUGCCACUGUGCCGCCUCCGCAGGGCACUCUCCCUCCUGGCUGUGGCACCUUUUGAAGAGCCUCUGGAAGAGCUCCUCUGCUCGGCCGCCGGCCCUGAGCCGCUGGAGCCCGGGGUGGCUCAGGAAGCAGCAGCGCCCAGGGCGGGCGGGUGCCCCGGGCAGAAUGGCGAGAGCGCGGUGCCGGUCGCACGGGCGGAGAAACCUUCCCUGCAGCAGCUCUACCGGCUGGGCCCGCUGCUGGGGAGCGGCGGCUGCGGCAGAGUUUACGCCGGGACCCGGCUCGCCGACGGCGCCCCGGUGGCCAUCAAAGGAGUGCCCCGCGAUCGCAUCUGGGAGUGGGCGCGGCUGCACGACGGCGCCCUUGUGCCCAUGGAGCUGGCACUGCUCUCCAUGGUGUCGUGCCCUGGCUUCCGUAGCGUCGUGCAGCUCCUGGACUGGUUCGAGCUGCCCGACGGCUUCGCCCUGGUCAUGGAGCGUCCGGAGCGCUGCCAGGACCUCUGGCACCUGCUGCACGCAGGAGGGUUCCUGCCAGAGCCCGUGGCACGGGGGGUGUUCUGCCAGGUGCUGCAGGCCGUGCGGCACUGCACCAGCCGCGGCGUGCUGCACCGCGACAUCAAGGCCGAGAACAUCCUCAUUGACCUGGCCACCGGUGAGGCAAAGCUCAUUGACUUUGGCUGCGGCACCAUCCUCCAGGACACCUUGUACACCCACAUGGCAGGAACGCGGGAGUACUUCCCACCAGAGUGGAUCCUCUUCGGCUGCUACCACGGCCAGCCAGCCACCAUCUGGACCCUGGGCAUCCUGCUCUAUCAGCUGGUGUGCAGGCACCUUCCCUUUAAAACCAGAGAGGACAUCGUCCGGGGCCAGCUCUUCUUCCCGCCCCGGGUGUCUCAAGAGUGCCAGCACCUCAUCAGGUGGUGUUUAUGCAUGGACCCUGCAGACAGGCCAUGUCUGGAAGAUCUUUUAGAGCAUCCUUCGCUGCAGAAGCCCCACUUGACCCAGGAGACAGCAGAGAUCCAUCCCUCUGCAUAG
Messenger RNA from Catharus ustulatus (Swainson's thrush), 1599 nucleotides. Its product is annotated as serine/threonine-protein kinase pim-1-like. The transcript has 8 exons. The record is from RefSeq and is a predicted model, not a curated record. Gene Ontology annotation, biological process: protein autophosphorylation. Gene Ontology annotation, molecular function: protein serine/threonine kinase activity; ATP binding. Lineage: Eukaryota; Metazoa; Chordata; Aves; Passeriformes; Turdidae. Gene Ontology annotation, cellular component: cytoplasm. Bases 1 to 1599 code for a protein of 532 amino acids.